AUGACAGAUAAUAAGCACACUAACGACGUGUCUGCCUCUGAAGAGACGAACCAACUGAAUCAGCAGCAACAGUCACAAUCUCAGCAGCAGUCACAGCAACAAUUCCAUAACCCUAACGGAAACUAUUACUCUGGAGGUUACAUGAAUGGUUACAAUAGUAGUGGAACUAACACUAGUGGAAAGCCAUAUAACAAGCACUUUAAUAAUAGGAAUGGUUACGGCAAUAACAAUAAUGGCAAUAACAGACAGCACUAUAAUAAUAGAAAGAACUACAACAAUCAAAAGAUAAACCACCAUAAUCCUUCGUAUGGGGGUUUUGCCGGUUAUCCAGCUAAUAUGUACGCCUAUGGUUAUUAUCCCAAUCCUUAUGGAUAUCCUGCUUCUAUGGUUCCAGGGAUAAGUCCAAUUCCUGGGUAUCCAUCACCUCAACAAGGUCUUGGCCAAUUACCUGGUAGUAGUGGUAAAUUUAAGCUCACUGAUAAAGAAGGCAAACCUAUCGACUUGGAAGAGAAGAAGAAAUUGACAUCAGCGUCCAACACACCAUUGCAGUCGCCAUCGCUAAGCAUCACGUCUCCUGUCGGUACAUUUACGUCUCCAGCUGCUCCUUCACUGAUUGUGGUUGAUGAGAGGUCUUCAAAAGAAUCAAAUGUGCCUUCUGCUAAUGCAUCGCCCUCCUUUUCUAGUCAAAGUUCUCAGUCAACUGUAGACCCUAACGCAGCUGCAAAACUGUCAGUGGCGGAGGAAUUUAAAAGAAAAAUUCUUGAAAGAGCGGCAAAGGUAGUUCAAAAAUCUGAGUCUACUUCUGAUACAAAAGAAAAGAAAGUUGAUGCUGUGAAGCCAAAAGACUCCACAGAACUGCAAGCAAGUAAAGCUCCAAUUGCUCCUGAGGAAAAGGAAUCCCAAGCAGAAAAGACUGAAACCGCUAAGGUGGCACAUACCCCUGAACCGAAAAGCAUGACGCCAAAAGAACCAUCUCCAGCUCCAGAGCAGGCAGCAGAGGAACAAAGCAUUAGAAAAGCUGAGGUUGAAGAAUCCGAAGCAAAGAUUGCAGUCAAGGAGAAUGAGUCUGGUGCAAGCCAAGUUUCAGCUCCAGAAGUUCAAGGUGACAAACCUGAAACGUCAGAAAUACUGGAAAAUGUUCCUGAUCUAGAGAAACCGAUAGAGUCAGCUGCCUUGUCAGAUACUAUCAGUGAGCCGAUUGAGUCCCCUGCUGCGCAACAAUCAUCUAUUGAAACACCAGGUGACGAUGUGGAAGAAAACAAACAGCCGGUAGAAAACAAGACUCCUAGUGAGCCCGUUGAUGCUGAUACCACAGCAGAUGCUGAAGAAGAUAUCGGAGACGAAGGGGCCCAUGUCGACGAAGAUCAAGAAGAGGAGACUUUCAAUUUAUCAAACUUCUUCGACCACUUGAAGACAGUCAAGAAUAUCGAAGACCCUUAUACCAUCACAUACCCAUCACCAUUUGUAGGUGUUGAUUCUACUAGAAAAAUAGAAGGCAAAAAGUACAGAUAUGAUCCUCAAUUUUUGAUGCAGUUCCGCGAUGCUAUUCAGUAUCCAGUUGAUGAAGAAUGGAAAACCAAAUUGGAUAAUUUAGGCAUUGUUGCUACAUCUAGAAGAGGUCCAAGCUCUCAAUCAUCUAGAGGGGUAAACAGGUUUGGAGGCCCAUUGGCGGGUAGAUUUGGUGGUGCAAUCAACGGAAGAGGACAAUUUAAUGAUGGCAGACAAAAUUCAAGGAGUGGUUCUAGAAGAAGAGGCGGUGGUAGUGGUAGCUCGAGAGAUAGAUCUGCGAGAAAGGGCAACCAGUCAAGAAGAGGAAAAGACAAGGAUGACGACCACAAACCAGCUGAAGAUGUCAAGCCUUUGGAGAAGUCUGCAAAUAGAUGGGUUCCAAGAUCUAGAGCCAAGAAAACUGAAGUUACCUUGGCUCCUGAUGGAAGUGAAAUCCUUGAACCUGAAGAUGUUGAAAGAAAGGUGAACUCUUUGUUGAAUAAAUUAACUUUGGAAUUGUUCGAUACUAUUACGGACGAUAUUUUGGCAAUUUCUAAUCAAUCAAAAUGGGAGGAUGAUGCCAGAACAGUGAGGAGAAUAAUAUCUUUAACCUUUGCAAAGGCUUGUGAUGAACCAUACUGGUCGUCCAUGUAUGCUCAGUUUUGUGCAAAGAUGUGCACUAGUCUUUCAGAUGAAAUUAAGGACUCUAGUAUCAUCCUUAAAACAACAGGUCAACCCGCUAAUGGUGGUGACUUAGCUAGAAGAAUAUUGUUGACAACUUGUCAAACUGAAUAUGAAAAAGGUUGGUCUGACAAAUUACCAACUAAUACUGAUGGUACGCCAUUAGAACCUGAGAUGAUGUCUGAGCAGUACUACAUAAUGGCAGCAGCCAAGAGAAGAGGUCUUGGUUUAGUAAAGUUUAUUGGUCAUUUGUACAUCUUGGGUAUGUUGAACGAUCAAGUUAUAUUGUUAUGUUUAAGAGAUCAAUCUAAAAAUAUUGUCGAUCCAUCAGAAGAUGCCUUAGAGAAUUUGGCACAAUUGGUACAGACAGUUGGUGCUAAAUUGGAGACUACCGAGAAGAAUAGAGCUGUUUUGAACUUGGUUUUCGACAAUAUCCAAACGAUCUUAGAUAAUUGCAAGUUAUCUUCGAGAAUCAAGUUUAUGUUAAUGGAUUUGCAAGAUUUAAGAGCCGCUAAAUGGAUAUCUUCUAAGACAGAAGCUGGUCCUAAGACGAUUCAAGAGAUUCAUGAUGAAGCUGAAUUAAAGAAAAUGGAAGAAGAAAGAGCGAACGCUGAGAAGAGAAGACGGAAUAGAAACAAUGAGCCAAGAUCAAACUCUUCGAGAUCGGGCUCUUCUUGGGGGAAUAACGCACAGUCGAAGAGGAGUGAUUCGAGGAUCCCUUCAAAGGGAGAUUCAUUCACCUCUGUGCAAUCAAGAUCGCAGUCUAAUAGACUAACAAAUCCUCAAUCUUCUGAUACUGGUUUUCAAAGAGAGAAUUCUAAGCGAACAGAGUCAGUACAGUCUAAUAUGUUUGCUGCUUUAGGUGGUGAUGAAGAUGAGAAUAAUGAUGAAGAAGCAGCUGCUGCAGAUGAUCAUAAUAACUCUACGUUAGGUGCUCAGAGCGAGAAGAAAGCAGAUUAG
This is a messenger RNA of Priceomyces carsonii, 3129 nucleotides long. Its product is annotated as translation initiation factor eIF4G. NCBI's taxonomy places the organism in Eukaryota, Fungi, Ascomycota, Pichiomycetes, Serinales, Debaryomycetaceae. The coding region runs from base 1 to 3129 and encodes 1042 amino acids. Gene Ontology annotation, cellular component: eukaryotic translation initiation factor 4F complex. The record is from RefSeq and is a predicted model, not a curated record. Gene Ontology annotation, molecular function: translation initiation factor activity; mRNA binding; protein binding. The transcript has a single exon.